CUUUUUAAGUUGUGUAUAAUCGCUACUAAUCAGUAAUAUCAGUUUUACGUUUAAAAACUCAAAUUCAAUUCGAUUUGAGAUGAACUGCAUUAUCAGAUUUGUUUUUGAGUUGUAUUUUGCAAAAAGUUCAAAUGAAUAGGGGAAAAUUGAGAGCAUAUAUAUAUAUAAAUAUAUAUUCAAUGGGUGGUGAUACAAGUUGCUAUCAUAGGUUUUGUUCUUGGAUUGCUUCGGAAAUUUGUUAAUCAAUUUAUACAAACUUUACUUAGUAAAAUUACAUUGCUUAUAAGAUGUCAUUACAAAUUUGUUGCCGUAAGUAAUCCUAUUUAGAUGUUUGUUUUGUCAGCAAUUCAUGUCUUUCUUCUUGCACUUAGGAGACUUUUUCCCACUGAAACAUUCAAAAUUUAUGUUUUUAGUUGUUAUUCAUGUUAUAGAUUCUCCGUUUUCUCUUCCUUAUUGUAAUUUAUAUAUUUUAUUGCUUCAGGAUUUGGCUAUCUAAUUACAUUUCAUUAUAUGCAAUAUCAAUGAACAGAUCACUAAACAUCAUAUUGUGCCCAAAAGACUUGAACUUCUUUUUGGUUCUUGUUAUCAUUAGCUAGUGAAAAUCAUCAGCAAAGAUGAAAUUUGGAAAAGAUUACAAGAGACAAAUGGUGCCUGAGUGGGUAGAGGCAUACAUGGAUUACAAUGGCCUGAAAAAGAUACUGCGAGAAAUCCGUCUGUCUCAAGCACAAAAGCUGCCACCAACACCAUUGAGAACCUUACAGCAGAGGUUCUCAAUGUACAGCCCAUUCAGAGGUGUAGAAGUAGAAGCUAGAAAUCAGAAACGCGAAGGGGAUAUAGAGGAUCAGAUAAUUCAGGUUAGUCCCUUUGUAGGAGAGAGUAACAUAACAUUCUACAGGACAAGACUCCUUUUUCCAUCUGAAGAGAUAGGUGGAGAGGAUGAGGUGAAAUUCUUCAAGAAACUUGAUCAAGAACUCAACAAGGUCAAUGCCUUCUAUCGUGAUAAGGUAGAUGAAGUCGUAAAAGAAGCAGCUGAGUUAAAGAAGCAACUCGAAGCUUGUAUUGCAUUGCGAAUCAAAGUGCAAAAUUCAGGCAUUAAAGAGUCUGAUACAGCAGUUGCUAUGGAUCCUAAGACUACCACAAAUCAAGAAGCACCUUCUAUAAACAACACUGGUGGUGACAGGAAUAAUACAGGUUCCAGAAAUGAUGAAUCUGAUGUCUUGAAGGUACUAAAUCAUGUGAAGAUCAAUACUACACUUCAAGGUCCAUUAUCAAUGAUACGAGGCAUUCUAGGAGAUUUCAAGGAGAAAGCAUUAAGUUUUAGCAAGGAGGAGUUAAAACUGGUGGAAGAAAAACUGAAAAUUGCUUUUACGGAGUUUUACCAGAAACUUCGGCUUCUAAAGAACUACAGCUUUAUGAACCUCUCAGCAUUUGCCAAGAUCAUGAAGAAGUAUGAGAAGACCACCUCAAGAUACGCAGCUCGUUCAUACAUGAAAAUCGUGGACAAAUCUUACCUGGGAAGUUGUGACGUGGUUACAAAACUCAUAGAAGAUGUGGAGCACAUGUUUGUCAAGCACUUCUUUAAUGCUAAUCGAAGGGAAGGCAUGAAGCCUUUGAGACCAAGGAAAAGAAGAGAAAAGCACAGUGUAUCAUUCCUUUCAGGCCUCUUCUCUGGCUGUUCAAUUGCACUUGCAAUUGCUAUUAUUCUCAUGGUACGAGCAAGAAAAAUUUUAGAGAAAGAAAAGGGCUCCGUUUACAUGGAGAACAUGUUCGGACUUUACAGCUUAUUUCUGUUCAUAGUUCUGCAUAUGCUCAUGUAUGCUGCAGACAUAUACUUCUGGAAACGCUACCGAGUCAAUUAUCCAUUUAUAUUCAAUUUCAAGCAGGGAACAGAACAGGGUUAUCGAGAAGUGUUCUUGCUUGGUGCUGGUCUUGCAGUUCUGUCUCUUUCUAGCUUCUUAGCAAAUUUUGAUAUGCUUAUUGGCUUGACAACUGAAAACGAUCACAGUCCUGCCAAGUUCAUCCCCUUAAUAGUGCUUUUGGUGUUUCUUGGCAUCACCUUCUGUCCUUUCAAUAUCAUAUAUCGCUCAAGUCGGUAUUUUUUGAUACAAUGUUUAUUUCGCUGCAUAUGUGCUCCGUUUUAUGAGGUCACCCUUCCAGAUUUUUUCCUAGCUGACCAGCUAACCAGCCAGGUUCAGGCGAUAAGGAGUAUUGAAUUCUACAUUUGCUAUUACAUUCACAAAGGUUUUCCCGAGGGACAAAGCAAAUGCCACAGCUAUGGAGUAUACAAUGCUUUCUAUUUUGUAGUAGCAAUUAUACCUUACUGGAUCCGUUGUUUCCAGUGUCUUCGUAGAUUGGUUCAAGAGAGAGAUUCGAUACAUGCGUACAAUGCAAUGAAAUAUCUUAUGGCAGUUGUUGCUGUCGUUAUACGAACCCUUUACGAACUCAAAAGUGGAACAGCCUGGUUAGUGCUGGCCCUUUUAAGUUCCGCUAUGGCUGUGGCUUACAAUACCUAUUGGGAUAUUGUUAUUGACUGGGGGCUCCUGCGUCGAAAUUCCAAGAACUACCUCUUAAGGAACAGACUUUUGGUUUCACACAAGAGUGUGUAUUACAUUGCUAUGGUCGUUAAUGUUCUCUUAAGAGUUGCUUGGCUGCAGCUUGUUCUAGAGUUUAAUAUCAAGGGUCUGCGCAAAACCGCACUUUCAACAACCAUGUCCUGUCUGGAAAUAAUUCGUCGUGGCAUCUGGAACUUCUUUAGGUUGGAAAACGAGCACUUGAACAAUGUGGGUCGAUUUAGAGCUUUUAGAUCUGUUCCAUUACCGUUCAACUAUCAUGAUCAAGAUGAUACUGAUGACGACAAUGAUGAUUAUGACUACGAGAAAGUCGAUUGAGCAAUAUGAUCAACAUCUCCCUAUGGUGAUACCAUUUGAGCGCUACUCGAGACUCAUCAUCUUUAAUAUCGGUGCAACCUGUGCACUGGUCGGAAAGAUACAACACCAUUUUCAACGAACAAAAAAGACCGUCUAUUUUGAGGUUGCACAUCGUUUAUAAGUGACAUACAAAAGUUCUCAGGAAGCGGUUUCUCCAUCAGCUAGCGCUGUAGGCAAAAUUUCAGGUAGUGACCCUAAAGAACGAAUCAAAUAUAUAAUAGUCAUAGAACCAAAAUCUUCCUUUCAUAUGUGCCACUAUAGUGAUAGUUACAUGUUUUUAGAUCUUUCGUGUUUUGAAGUGAACAGAAGCUGUUCAACAACUGUAGUUACACAAAUUCAUUUUAAUAAAGCACUAUAUUAAACUGA
This is a messenger RNA of Amaranthus tricolor (Joseph's coat), 3293 nucleotides long. Its product is annotated as phosphate transporter PHO1 homolog 10-like. The coding region runs from base 615 to 2888 and encodes 757 amino acids. Gene Ontology annotation, molecular function: inositol hexakisphosphate binding. The record is from RefSeq and is a predicted model, not a curated record. Gene Ontology annotation, cellular component: plasma membrane; cytoplasm; Golgi apparatus. The transcript is spliced from 13 exons. Lineage: Eukaryota; Viridiplantae; Streptophyta; Magnoliopsida; Caryophyllales; Amaranthaceae. Gene Ontology annotation, biological process: cellular response to phosphate starvation; phosphate ion transport.